AUGUCGUCUCCUUCUGAUGAUGCAUGGCAGAGUAUUAUUGAGACUGUCGAAGAGUUGCGGCGCCUCUCGUCGCUCUCCUUAAAGCAUCCCAUGCUUCAAGAAGUGCUAACAAGGCUUGAGAGGUAUGAAGGCGAUAAUGAUGACGUUGCAUUGGAACAGAUAUGUGCCCUUCUGAUAGAUUCCUAUGGCACUAUCAAGGAUGCGGCAUCCCUCAAGUUUGUUGGACAAAUUUUGGAAACUGUGGCAGUCAGAGACAAGAAAUAUUUGACGAUGAUCUCGAGUCAAUUGCUCAGUGUAGCGCAAUAUUGUUCGUCGACCAAAGCAUUAAAAAGUAACCUGAACCUGUUAGAUGGUAUUAAUUCCUGUUUGGGCUUUACUUAUAGAUUUUCGGAGUAUGCGUUUAAUUUAGACAUGGCGAAGCUUGUUCAGGCUCAAUGCCUCGUCGCAAAUGGCAUUGAGGAUAUGCUAUCGGUCCAAGAGUCGAAAUCGGUGAACCGGGGACAGAAACAGCAUGCUAAGCGUCUACGUGGCAGUGUUUUGCAGUCAAUCACUAAAGUAUACGUUUCAUGCUUAAACUUCAAAGCCGGCGAUUUUGGACUUAACGUUGCAUCGGCGCUGACAGACAAUUACGACAAAUCGAAAUUACCGGCUAAAGGGGUUUUGGUUUUGUUAGGAUCGAUUUCCAAGGCGUGCACCCAAUUGCUAUCUUCCCAGCCAUCAGCGUACGAUUCAGUACGUUUGAACUGCGUACAGCCAUUCUGUGACUUCAUCAGUAGAGAAGUUAUUCUAUCCAAGUCGGUGAUAGCUGGCAGCUGCUUGGAAGCGUAUCUCAAACCAUUUAUGGGAGAAUUUGUGGACGAGGAGGUGUUCAGUGAACAUUUCAUUGCCAACAUGGAAAAAAGCGUUUUGAGGGCACCUGAAUUUGGUUUUACUACAAACGCAGUUAUCUUCGGUGGGUUGGAUGCUAGAAAGAUUGAUUUAUGCAAAUACUUCGUUCAAACGAAGCUCAUGUCGCAAACCUUUUCCUCUCUGAAAAGCAGCAAAGAGAAUGUGAGGAAAGCGUGCUUAAGCUCAUUCACUCAGCUGCUGCGUAGCUUGAGCGAGAAUAAUACAUCCUGCAAUGAUCUUUUGCUACUUGUAGAUGAAUUGUUUAAAAAUUUGAAAACAAAUUUGAACAUCGAAUACAAAAGCAUUGCAUGUCAAAUUCUAACCAACAUUCCCCUGAUAUUUGAGGGGACCUCGAAAGAAAUUGUCUCGAAACUGGCACCAUACGUUUCAAAAGAAUCUAAUGAAAGCGUUUUGCCAAUCAUGCUUACAGCACUAUUUGUUCAUCUCUCUAAUAUUGAAGAUGUGGCCACCGAUAUGACUGCUCUUAUCGAGAAAGGUCUAAGUGAUAAAAAGCUUCAAGUCAGAAAAUUAUGGCUCACCGGUUUGUUGGCUAAUUAUUCUGGGUCUUUGUUUCAAUCGGAACAAUUCACCUCUAAUAUCCAUGCAUUUACGAAGGACGUUCUCUCGUCCCCACAAACUCAUGAUCAUAAUGCUAUAUUUGCCUGUUUAAAGUACCUGAACGAGGUUUCUAGGUCUCUUCAAGACCAGGAAAGGAAAGAGUUGUUCCAACAAAUGGCAAACAUUGGAAAUGCAUUGGUGAUCGUUACCCUUUCGACGCAAUUGGUGCCUAAUAAAAGAGUCUUAGCAACCGAGCUUUUGAAAAGCUAUUUGAAGUAUUCGCCUUCGUUAAUAGGACCAGGUGUGAUUAGAUCCCUCGAAGUUGCGGUUUCAGAAAGGCGUGAAAAUUCCUUAAUUAGCUUACGUUUCAUCUCACCCGUUUUGUUGAGUUUCGCUCAGCCCACAGAAGACAUCGAGUCCAUGGAAAAAGUCUUCAUCGAGCUUCUUGCCUUAUUUCAGUUUCCGGAGUUGUUACUUAAGUUUACCUGGGCGGACAUGGUAAUUAAGGCAAACCUGGACCCAGGCUCCCUUAUUAAGAGAUUUGGAAGAACUAUAGUGGAUAGAGCUAAACAACUCUCAGAUAAUCAUGCUAUUAGUGCGCAAUUGAGACGUGCGACAAUUGAUGCUGUUGCUUACGCAGCUUUUAUCAAUACAGAAACGAUUAUUCCGUUAGCAAUUGACUUGAUAAAAGAUGGACUUGACUUGGAAUCGCUUCAAAAAAUCACAACUGAGGAUUUGAACGUCUGGCGAGGACAAGAAGGCCAGUUGGCUAUUAACGUUUUGGAGGAGAAAGAGGCCCGGUCCUCUGCUCAGCACAGAAAUGGAAAAGAUUCGGAGACUCUCAAAUGGGAAGAAGAAAUCCGGAAGAAGCAAGCAGCGAAAAGAACAACUACGAAAAAGCUCUCAAAGGACGAACAGGAUUUAGUUGAUGCUCAAUUGCGCAAGGAAUCAGCAGUACGGGCCGAGGUUGGCAUUCGUUAUUUACGCCUAAGCACGAGUUUAAAUCUAAUAAGAUCUUUGACCAUAGGAGCCUCUCUGGUUGAAAAUGGCUCCCAAAAAUGGUACCCAGCGAUAAUUCACGAUCUUCUAGCCGCACUUCAAGAGGAAAAUAUUUGGGAGCUUGUUAAACUACAAGGUAUUGAAACUUACCUAGCCCUGUCAAAAAUUACUUCUCCUCGUCUCUCUUCAUUACGUCUCUUCGUCGGCCUCGCGACUCUUCGCGUGUUAGGUGUUUCCCAUAUUCCUGAGAAUUAUUUGAAGGAAUCAGCAUUAGACCUAUUAUCUCGUGUUCUCUUUAAGAUCAAAUUUGCGGCUGAUAAAAAAGCUUUUGACCAAUUGACUUUAAAUUAUAUGCUUCCCCUUCUGACAGUCGUUCUUGAGGAAGGAUACAGAGUUGCGAAAUCCAACGCGGGGAAGCCUCGAAUCAAAAGCGAUUUUGUUGAAGAAGACAAAGAAGAAGAACAUCUGCUGCUUGCUCUGGAAAUCAUCUCUGCACAUGCCGAAGCUUUCCGCGAUUCUUCGAUACCAAGAACAAAUGUUUUGAAGACCCUCCUUUCGCUUCUCUCUAUCCCAUCCCGGGCUCGGGCAGCAAAGGAAAGUCUUAUGACUUUAUCCCAAAAUAUCUCUUUAAUACCAUUGGAGGAUGAUCUGACUCUAUUUUUGAGAACACUGAUGUCGCCUAAUCAAUUUGUGAGAGCAUCAAUAUUAGAGGCACUGGAUGAAGAGUUUGACUUGCAGCCUUUCAUGGAGUUCUCUCCGGAAAUAUUUAUACUUAUGUUUGAUGAGGAUGAAUCAAAUAGAGAGACUGCAAAGUUCAUCUGGGAGUUGAAUAAGUUCCAAAUUAAGGAGGACCUGUUAUCCUCUCUACUUAAUUUCUUCAAUCAGGAGGAUAGCGGGCUACGUCUUUUCGUAGCGAGAGCGUUUUCCUCUGCAUUGAACGUACUCUAUAGAGAGGACAAGUCCAUGUUCGAGAAAUAUCUCGCUGUCCUUAUGGAUUACUACUUGGAAAUGAACAAAAUUCCAGAGCCAAUUUUGGAUGAAUACGGCCUUGUUGUUAUCACUUCUGAGCAGCAAAAAGAUCCAUGGACUUCCAGAAGUACCGUGGCCAUCACACUCAAAGAGUUUUCGAGAUUUUUCCCUUCAGACUCUGAAAGCGUCUUGGAUUUCGCAAAAUUUAUGAUUGAAAGCGGCUCUUUGGGCGAUAGGGAAGUGAUUGUUCGGCAAGAAAUGAAGGAGGCCGGAAUUGAGUUCAUUGCGUUCCACGGAUCCAAAAAUGUACAUGAGCUGGUCCCUCUCUUUGAGCAAGCUAUAAAUUCUGUCAAGGAGGAUAAAGUCAAGGAGAACAUUAUUAUUCUUUAUGGAACUCUUGCACAGCAUUUACCUUUUAACGAUGUUAGAGUCAAGGCAAUCACGGAAAAACUAUUGGAAGUCCUUGAAAGCUCAUCUGAGGAUGUGCAGCAAGCAGUCUCUGAAUGUAUCGCUCCACUGGUUUCUUCUUUGAAAUUGAGCGUAUCUGAUUAUGUUUCCAAACUGCUAGAAAAUCUGCUAGCCGUCAAAGUACCUCUCUGUUCACGCAGAGGAGCGGCCUGGGGUCUCGCUGGGCUGGUAAAAGGUUUUGGAAUUGGUGCAUUGUCAGAAUUUGAUAUCACGAGGGCUUUGAUGGACGCAUCAGAGGACAAAAGAAAUCCGGAUGUGAGAAUAGGUGUCGCUUAUGCCUUCGAAUGCUUGUCGAAAACCCUUGGCAAAUUUUUCGAGCCUUUCGUCAUUGAAAUUCUUCCGAAUAUCUUAAAAAAUCUGGGUGAUGCUGUACCCGAAGUACGGGAUGCUACGGCAGGAGCCACCAAAGCUAUAAUGGCACAUACUACCAGCUUUGGUGUCAAGAAAUUGAUUCCAGUUGCGAUACGCAACCUUGAUGACAUUUCUUGGCGUACCAAAAGAGGCUCGGUCGAGCUCCUUGGAAACAUGGCUUAUUUAGACCCCACUCAGCUAUCGGUAUCGCUGUCAACAAUUGUUCCACAAAUCGUUGCUGUUUUGAACGACUCUCAUAAAGAAGUGCGCAAAGCUGCAGACCAAUCUUUGAACCGUUUCGGGGAAGUCAUCAGAAAUCCUGAGAUUCAAAGAUUAGUGCCAACACUCAUUAAAGCGAUUGGUGACCCCACAAAGUACACAGAUGAAGCUCUGGAUGCGUUGAUUCGCACACAAUUCGUUCAUUACAUCGAUGGUCCAUCCUUGGCUCUCAUCGUCCAUGUUAUUCACAGAGGGAUGCGUGAGAGAUCGGCAAAUACCAAAAGAAAAUCUUGCAAGAUUGUUGGAAAUAUGGCCAUUCUCGUUGAUGCUCACGAUCUAGUACCAUAUCUAGGGCAGCUUAUUGAAGAAGUUGAGGUUGCCAUGGUUGAUCCCGUUCCAAAUACAAGGGCAACAGCUGCUCGCGCUUUAGGUGCUUUGGUUGAGAGGCUGGGAGAAGAGCAAUUCCCUAACUUGAUACCUCGUUUGUUGGAUACCUUGAGCGAUGAGUCCAAGGCUGGUGACCGUUUUGGCUCAGCCCAAGCCUUGGCAGAAGUUAUAAGCGGAUUAGGCUUAUCAAAGCUAGAUGAAAUGCUGCCCGUCAUUUUGGCCGGUGUCAAAAACUUUAGAAGCUACAUUCGUGAAGGAUUCAUGCCUUUGCUUCUGUUUUUACCUGUGUGUUUCGGAACACAGUUUGCUCCAUACGUGAGCCAAAUUAUUCAACCUAUUUUAGCUGGUCUAGCUGAUCCUGAUGACAACAUUAGUGAUACAGCACUCAAGGCUGGUAAACUACUAGUGAAAAAUUAUGCCACGAAAGCCGUUGACCUUUUGUUGCCGGAAUUGGAGCUAGGAAUGUUCGACGAAAACGAAAGAAUCAGACUUUCGUCAGUGCAACUGUGCGCUGAUUUACUAUUUCAGGUCACUGGUAUUUCCUCGAAGAACGAGUUUGAAGAUGAUGAAACAGAGCAUCAUAGUGAAGUCACUAAGCAGAUGGUAGAGGUUCUAGGAACUGAACGUCGUGAUAGAGUUCUAUCCUCUUUGUUCGUUUGCAGAUCAGAUACAUCCGGUAUAGUGCGCGCGACUACCGUUGAUGUUUGGAAAGCCUUGGUUCCUAACACGCCUCGCACCAUUAGAGAAAUUUUACCUACCCUAACAAACUUGAUAGUCGCCCAUUUGGCAUCACCUUCCCCUGUUUUGAGACAUAUCUCAGCGCAGAGCUUGGGAGACAUGGUUAAAAGAGUCGGUGGAAAUGCAAUGUCAGAAAUUCUGCCAACGUUGAAUUCUUCGAUAGAGAAAUCAUCUGACACUGGUAGCAAGCAAGGGGUGUGUAUUGCGCUACAAGAACUUAUCAUCUCUUCAGCCUGGGAUGUUUUGGUUGAAUAUCAGGAUUCUAUUGUCAAUAUCAUUCGCGUGGCGCUUGUCGAUCAUGAUUUGAUUGUUAGGGAAGCUGCGGCUUCUUCAUUCGACGUUUUCCAGGAUGUUUUCGGAAAUGUUGCUGUCGAUGAAAUACUUCCUCAUCUUCUCAACCUGCUGCAAUCUCCUGAGAGCUCCGAGUACGCCUUGUUGGCUUUGCAGGAAAUCAUGUCCACUAAGUCUGAGGUGAUCUUCCCUAUCCUAAUUCCAACACUGUUGCGCUCUCCCGUGGAUGCUUUCCGUGCUCGUGCCCUCGGUUCUCUGGCUCGUGUGGCUGGCUCGGCACUCUACAGGCAUUUGUCGCUGAUCAUAAAUGCUUUGGUUGGCUCGCUUGUCGAUCUGGACUCGAACACAGGGCUAGUAGAGGCAUUACAUGAAGCAUUGGACGCCGUUUUUUGCUCCGUUGUUGAGAGUGAAGGUCUACACCCUUUGCUACAGCAGAUUCUGUCAUUAUUGAAAGAUGACAAUAAGGAGAAGAGGAUUGUCGUUUUGGGGCGCCUCCCUCAUUUUUUUGAUGUUACGACUUUGGAUUACAGUGUCUAUACAGCCGACCUCGUUUCUGACCUUGUACUCUCCUUCGAUGAUUCAGACGAAAGAGUCCUAAAGGGAACCUUUGAAACGCUGACAAUCUUGAUUAAGAAGCAAGAUAAGUCGAACUUGGAAAGAUUAGUUAAACCCUCAAAACAAGCGCUUCAGCUUGCCGGAAAAUCAGGUCAAGAGCUGGCAAUUUUUGGAUUACCAAAAGGUCCAAGCUGCAUUUUGCCUAUAUUUCUACACGGGUUGAUGUACGGUUCCAACGACGAUAGGGAAUCUUCAGCCAUAGCAAUUGCCGACAUUGUCAGUCGGACCCCUGCGGCAAACUUGAGACCGUUCGUCACCGUCAUCACUGGACCUUUAAUUCGUGUCGUGGGUGAAAGAUUCCCUGCAGAUAUCAAAGCAGCUAUUCUCUUUGCAUUGAACAAACUGUUCGAUAAGGUUCCUCAGUUACUACGGCCUUUCAUUCCACAACUGCAAAGAACUUUUGUGAAGUCGUUAUCGGACCCCUCGAACGAGAAGCUCAGAUUACGCGCUGCUAGAGCUCUUGGGUCGUUGAUUGAAUAUCAGCCUAGAAUCGAUCCGCUUGUUGCCGAACUCGUGAACGGUACAAAGCAAAGUAGUGACAGCGGCGUGAAAAGCGCGAUGUUGAGAGCGCUUCUAGAAGUCAUGACCAAGGCCGGUGACAAAUUGAGCGAGAAUUCAAAGAAAAGCAUCAUUAAUUUGGUUGAGGAACAAAUUUCAUCAGUGGAUGAUAAAUUGGCUACGGCCUAUGCAAAAUUAAUCGGAUCUUUAUCCAGCAUAAUGUCUUCAGAAGGGGCUAAAAACAUUCUCGCAGAUAAAGUCCUUGAUAGUGAUCUGGAAGGAGACAGCGGGAGAUUUGGCAUUUUAACUUUGAAUUCAUUCUUGAAACAUGCUCCACAACACGUUUUCCAAGUUGACAUCUUGCAACGGGUUGUGGAGUAUCUGUUGAAGGCAUCCGAUGCACCCAGUCCUUAUAUUUCGGAGAAUUCUUUAAUGGCAAUCGGUAAAUUACUCUUGCUACAGAAUGAAAACAAAUCUCUUGAUAGCACUUAUCAAUCGCCCGAACCUUUUAGACUGGACGAUGCUGAUAUUUCCAAGUUGAUCCGGCAACUCUGUAAGUGCAUGUUAAAGCCUGAGAGCAAUUCGCUAGACGCUAGACGUUACGCCCUCGUCGUCGUGAGAACAUUGGCGAGGUUUAAGUUCAACGAAUGCAUCGUUUCACAUUACGAUUGGCUGGGUACAUCUGUGUUUUCGUGUCUCCGCGAUAUCAUCAUACCUGUCAAACUAGCCGCGGAAAAGGCAUAUUUGGCGAUUUUCAAGCUCGUUGAAGAUCCUGAUAUGAAUUUAUUCAACGAAUGGGUCGCACAGUUGAAAUCAGAGAGCGUGGCAAACUGCGUAGGAACCACCGUGCUCGUAAGAUCUAUCAAGGACUACACCAAAAGAGUCGGUAAAAGGCUUGCCAGUGUCGAAAGAGAGAGAAUCGAGGCUGGAGGUGAUCCUGAGACGGUGUUUUCAGACAGAUUUGAAGAUGAACGUGAGAUCUGGGCCGUUGGCAGUGUUGAUCUCUCUUCAGAUGACUAG
Molecule: messenger RNA, 8001 nt
Organism: Lachancea mirantina
Lineage: Eukaryota; Fungi; Ascomycota; Saccharomycetes; Saccharomycetales; Saccharomycetaceae
Source: the annotation of a GenBank genome assembly